GUCAGUUUUUGUCGCGGUGCGAAAGAGGAAAAUUUUGUGCGGCUUGAAAUUCAUGUCAUGCCAAAUCCAAAAAGAACAAGAGUUAAGAAUCUAACUAAAAAACUUAAUACUUUGUCGCUACGACCAGUGAAAUCUUCUUUCGCUGAUCUCGUUAAGAAACGGGCUGAAAUGGCUAUUUCACCGGACGACACAUCGCAGGCCCUGAGUAUCAGCGACAGCUCGGGCAGCUCGACGGUUCACGCGGAGGAUCAGAUGCCCACGUUUCCGCAGCAUCGCAAGGGGAAGACCUUCUCGCGGAACCAGCGAUCCACCACUCCCACGGAGAACGUCAGCAUCGAAGAGGCGCUGAAGAAUGUAAGUCGAAAAUAUCAGGAAAUAUCGUUCAUGCCAAUGAAGACGCCCGUGUCGAUUCUGCAGGAGCUGCUGAGUCGUCGCGGCAUCACUCCGAACUAUGAGCUGGUGCAGAUCGAGGGUGCCAUCCACGAGCCCACAUUUCGCUAUCGCGUGUCGUUCAACGACAAGGACGCGAUGGGUGCCGGACGCUCGAAGAAGGAGGCCAAGCACGCGGCCGCCAAGGCGCUCAUCGACAAGCUCACUGGGCAAUCGCACGGCGGCGAUCAGACCGAGGCCACCAGCCUCGAGACGUCGCUGGGUCCCAGUGGCUUCGACGAUAAGGUCAUGGGGAAUCCUAUCGGGUGGCUCCAGGAGAUGUGCAUGGCUCGUCGCUGGCCACCGCCGACGUACGAGACGGAGAUGGAGGUGGGGCUGCCGCACGAGCGCCAGUUCACCAUCGCGUGCACGGUGCUGAAGUACCGCGAGGUGGGGCAGGGCAAGAGCAAGAAGAUCGCGAAGCGCAUCGCGGCGCACAAGAUGUGGACGCGGCUGCACGAGAGUCCGCCGGAGACGAGAGAGGUGUACCAGAUCAUCAAUGAGGAGGCGAACGAGGAGAUCAAUCAGAAACUGAAUCGCUAUGCUGACUUGAAAGACAAUCAUAUUCCAACGUUGACGAAUCAACAUAGCUUCAAAGUGGCCCAAUUUCAUAAGAGUCUCAAAGCGACGUUUGGAAAGGCACUGAGCAAACUACAGUCGGCCAGCCUCUCAUCUCCGGACAUAAAUUGUGUUCAAUUUCUGCAAGAAAUCGCCUCGGAGCACCAAUUCGAUGUGACUUAUGUGGAGAUUGAGGAGAAGACCUAUUCGGAUUGCUUUCAGUGUCUUGUGCAACUGUCCACGCUGCCAGUGGCCGUUUGUCAGGGUGCUGGAAAGACACGGAAUGACGCAAAGACCGCAGCAGCUCGAAAUUCACUGGAGUAUCUGAAGAUCAUGACAAAGAAGUAAUGUUCCUGAUGGCGGAAAAUUAUAAAUAUGUCGGACUCAAUGUCUCAAGUAAGUGCGCGCGCUCUUUAAAGAUUAUUGUUAAGACACACUUUUCCAAAAAAAAAAUGCUAUGAAGUGAAGAGAAAUUGCACGACAACAUGUCUCAAGAUAACGCGUCUCUCCUUUUUGUGCACGACAAAAAAACAACAAAACAGAUGAAAAUGUCUCUCACAAGAAAAUUGUACAUUUGAUAUGUUUUGCUGAUUAAAUUCCCGAUUUUUUCACGUCCUGUGAAUUAUACCAAAUGUGUGAAAGGGAGCGAGAAGAUUUGUUUGUUUUUCGCGUGUAAAUUGCAAAAGGAGAAUUAAUUUGUACGGUCUCUAUUAAUUUUCAUGUCAUAUUAUGUAUACAUGUUAAUAAGGGUGAGGGAAAGAAUGGUUUUGGGUGUGGAGAGAGAGAGAGAGGCACAAGCGAAUUCCUGGCUUGGGAAAAAAGUCAUCCUCGCACUGUUAGGACUCUUGUGUUAAUAUUGUAUACAAAAACAAGUAAAUUAUAAUUGGCCGAAAACGACAAAAAGGACGACGAGCUCCUGGAGAAAUCAAUGAAGAGUAAAAAAAUGAGGGUCUUUUAGUAGUGUUAAAAAUCCUUUUGCAAUGGAGAAAAAUAAUAAUCAGAGUGUUGAGGCACUGUGUAAUUAUCAGCUUUUAAAAUUGCGUGCAGCAAGAUGAUCAUGGAAAAAAAGAAAUAUAUUUACAGAGAAACUCUCGCUACAUAAAUAACUUUAAAUAUUAUAACUUAUCAAGAGCAUUCAAAAUAUUUAAAAGAUAUGAAAAGAAAAAAAAAAGUAUGUUUUAUCCUCAAAAAAAAGUAAUCAAUAUGCGAAAUAUGACAUAAUAUAUCGAGUUAUUUAUGUACGUAGUGUGUGUGUGUAAUUCAUAUUGUGAAAUACAGGAGAGAAAGACAACUUUAGUGGAGGAGGAAGGAGGAAUGAGAAGACUUUUGGCCAAUUUUUUUUUUGCCAUGCGAAGCGUGAAUUGCAAACCAAAUCUCAGAUAAACAUCAAUUAAUGGGGUUUAUCAGUGAGCUGAAAUUUUGUGUUGCUUUUAUAGUAUUUUAUGUUCCUACUUAAUUUAAGGACGAGCAAAAUGGAAAAAUUACCAGGAAUCUCAAAAGUAAUUAUAAAAAAAAAUCAUCAGGUUUAUGAAAAGUUUUAAGUUAUUUAUCUUUGACAUGUUUUAAGAAGCAGCAAAACAAACUAUAUUUUAUAAUGGUUUUUUUUCUAUUGAUGAUGUUUAUGAAAAAUAUUUUUCCAAUUAUUGUAUUUUAUCUUUUUAUCAACAAGAAAGUAUUAUUUUUUAUACUGACAAAGAUAUGUGUAUUUUUUGUGUGUGAAAAGUAUUGGAAGUUCUUAUGAUAAACCCCGUGUGAAUGAAUGUUGAGGUGAUGCGAAAGAAUCCGGAUGCGCAUUAAAGAACUUUUUUUGUGUAUGUGUGUAUUUUUCUCCUGCUAAAAUAAUAAUCUAACGUGACUAAAUGAAUUGGAAGAUAGGCAGAGAAGAGUGAGAGAGAGACAGAGAAGGCGAAGUGGAAAAAGAGACGCAGGAGAAAAAAUAAUCAUCAAUUUGUGGUCUGACUUCUGAUGAUAAUUAAUUUAUAUAAUUUGAGGUGAGGCGCACACCAAGGAGUUGGCAAAGAAAAGUUUUGUAUAACUGUGUGGCGGUAAAAGUUGUUUUUCUCACAAGAUUUUUUCCAUCUCAUAUUCUCUCACAUGAUUGAAGGUUGUGGAUGGGAUUUUUUGAUGGGGGAUGAUGAGAAAUGUAGGUGAAAUACAAGCUAUACUUUGCAUAGAAUUAGUGAAAUUUUUUCCAUUAUUUCAAAUCAAUAUUAACAGUUGAGGAGGAGGAGGUGAAGAGAGAGAGAGAGAAAAGGAAGUGAUUGAAUGGAUGAGGAGAGGCGUCACUCCUAUGAAUAUAACACAGCAGAACUUUGAUGGAUAAUAAAACUUUCAGUGUUUUCUCGAUGUCAUUUAAUGGAGUGAGAGAGAGAGGGAGAGAGAGAGAGAGUUUUCUUUUUGUUUAUUGCAAGAAAAAGCGAACAAUUUGCCCAAAAGCUCUACGAAUACAAAAAAGAAAGAGUUGUAGUGCGAAUUUGUGGCGGUAUAGAAUUAAUAGAAAAAGACGCAUUAUUUUAGUGCAAAGUAUAGAGGUUGUAGAAAAUAACUAAUUGUAAUAAUAACCCAGCAUGCUGUACUGUUUCUGGUACCCAAAUAUAAACACUAAAAAGAAGAAAAAAAAAACUAUGCGACAAGGCAGCAAAAUAUUGUAUCUCUUUAUAAUAAAUUGACUUGUAAGAACUUUUGAGAAAUAAAAAAUUUUUGGAUGAA
Phlebotomus argentipes is the source of this 3696-nucleotide messenger RNA. RefSeq names its product interferon-inducible double-stranded RNA-dependent protein kinase activator A homolog (gene loqs). The transcript has 5 exons. Bases 58 to 1335 code for a protein of 425 amino acids. The record is from RefSeq and is a predicted model, not a curated record. Lineage: Eukaryota; Metazoa; Arthropoda; Insecta; Diptera; Psychodidae.